Messenger RNA from Drosophila busckii, 4668 nucleotides. RefSeq names its product probable phosphorylase b kinase regulatory subunit alpha. Gene Ontology annotation, biological process: glycogen metabolic process. NCBI's taxonomy places the organism in Eukaryota, Metazoa, Arthropoda, Insecta, Diptera, Drosophilidae. The coding region runs from base 147 to 4211 and encodes 1354 amino acids. The record is from RefSeq and is a predicted model, not a curated record. Gene Ontology annotation, cellular component: phosphorylase kinase complex. Gene Ontology annotation, molecular function: calmodulin binding. The transcript is spliced from 12 exons.
AUUUCGCUAUGUAAUUUCAUGUGCAAUAACAAAAACAAUUAAAUACUCCAAGUGUGGCAGGCAGCAUUAAGCUGCAAGAACAACAACAAAAAGCGUCUUUGGCGAUAAUUAUUGUGCGUGCAAACUAAUAAGCAAAAUCGGCCAAGAUGCGUUCGCGUAGUAAUUCGGGCGUGCGCCUGGACUAUUAUCAGCGCAUAGUGCAUCGUCUGAUAUUGGCGCAUCAAGAGCCAGUGACUGGGCUGUUUCCCGCAUCGAAUGUAAACUCACACGCCUGGAUUCGUGACAAUGUUUAUUGCAUACUGGCCGUUUGGGGUCUAUCGAUGGCCUAUAAAAAGAUAGCCGACCAGGAUGAGGAUCGUGCCAAAUGCUACGAGCUAGAGCAGAGCUGCGUCAAGCUAAUGCGCGGCCUGCUCAUGGCCAUGAUGAACCAAAAGGAUAAAGUGGAGAAAUUUAAAAUGACACAGAGUCCGUUCGAUUCACUGCAUGCCAAAUAUUCAAGCAAAAAUGGUUUACCCGUUGUUGCAGACAAUGAGUGGGGACAUUUGCAAAUCGAUGCAGUGUCGCUCUAUCUGCUUAUCUUAGCACAAAUGACGGCGUCCGGCUUGCAGAUAGUUUUCUCACUGGACGAGGUCAGCUUUAUACAGAAUCUGGUAUUCUAUAUAGAAUCUGCUUACUCUAUACCCGACUAUGGCAUUUGGGAGCGCGGCGACAAGACCAAUCAUGGCGAGCCCGAGCUAAACGCCAGCUCCAUUGGCAUGGCCAAGGCAGCAUUGGAGGCCAUGAACGAAUUAGAUUUAUUUGGCGCACGUGGCGGUCCAGCUAGCGUGAUACAUGUACUGGCCGAUGAGGCGCACAAAUGCCAAGCAGUGCUGCAGUCCAUGCUGCCACGCGAAUCCAACAGCAAGGAACUGGACUCGGGUCUGCUGUGUGUCAUUGGCUUUCCAGCCUUUGCUGUGGAUGAUGCACAGCUUAUACACAAUACCAAAGAUGCCAUACUAUCACGCCUGCAGGGCAAAUACGGCUGCAAGCGUUUCCUACGCGAUGGCUAUCGCACACCCAAAGAAGACCCAACGCGUCUCUACUACGAGCGCUGGGAACUGCGCAUGUUUGAGAAUAUUGAAUGCGAAUGGCCGCUGUUCUAUUGCUAUUUAAUUCUCUUUCAUGCAUUUCAAAAUGAUAAGCGUGCUGUGCAGGACUAUGCAGAUCGUCUGGAGAAGAUUAUGGUGCGCUCAGAAGAUGGUAUAUUGCUUGUGCCUGAGAGCUAUGCUGUGCCGCAGGAACUAGUGGGCAAUGAGUAUCAAAAGCCAGGCUCACAGCCACGUGAAGUUGUGGGCCGUUGUCCCUUUCUCUGGGGUCAGUCGCUGUUCAUUUUAGGACGACUCUUGCAAGAGGGCUUUCUAGCUGUGGGCGAGCUGGAUCCCUUGAAUCGUCGCUUGGGUGCACAGAAGAAACCCGAUGUGGUCGUUCAAGUAGUCAUCAUAGCGGAAGAUAAUGAGAUACGCGAUAAGCUGGCUGAGCACGACUUGCAUGUGCAAACUAUAGCCGAGGUGGCGCCCAUUGAGGUGCAGCCUGCACGUGUCUUAAGUCAUUUAUAUACCUAUCUAGGACGCAAUCGCAAGUUGGGCCUAACUGGACGCAAAUCGCGUGAUGUGGGCAUCUUGAGCACGAGUAAAUUGUAUUCACUAAAGGAUCGUAUAUUUGCGUUUACGCCACAGCAUAUCGACUAUGAAGAAUACUACACCACACGCGAUCCCGAUUUGCUUGCUAGCAAUUUCACUACAAACUUAGCCUUCUUGACCAACAAUUGGCGUCACAUGUUGGGCCGGCCAACAAUAACAUUAAUGGCAACGCAUUAUAUGCUAGACCAAGACAAAAUACCGUUGGCCAUGAUACAAACAAUGAGGAAAUUGAAAUCGGGCUACAUCAAUGGCACACGUGUUAUGCUGGGAAAUCUCAAGGACUUUCUCAAUACUUCGGCCAUAACGGAUUUGAGCUUCUUAGGCAGCACAGAGGACGGCUAUCCGGAUCGUUUGCAUCCGGAUGUGCAAACCUAUUUGGACGAGCAUCUUCUGCGUUCGUUCAGCAAUCGCAGCACCAUGAAUUUGCGCGGUGGACAGUUGCGUCCGCGUCAUUUGCGUCGACGCAUGUCCUGCAAGGGUGCAAUCAAGAAGACGCGCUCCAUCAAUGUGGACUCUGACAAUCUGGGCAUGGAGGGACCUACGCCUUUGACCGAACGCCGUCUGUCGUCCAUUGUGCCGCCUCCUUGGCUGCAGGCCAACAAGCAAGGACAUGUAAGCGUGUUUGCCACAACACCCGAGGAGGGACCGACCUCACCACCCCAGCUGGGCGGAGAGCUGGGCCUGCGCGAGAAUAUCUAUCCUGUGGAUCCGUUGCACAGUCGUUCGGCCAUGGAUCGACGCAGCGAGUUUGUGCGCCAGCAAGAAAUAACAGUGCCAAAAAUUCUCAUUCAACGCCAUCGCGCGGAAACAAACUUUGCCGACACAGAGGUAGAGGAAUUGAUUGCAAUGCUACGUGAAACGGAGAAUCUCGAUGACCAAGGCGACAUCUUGCAGUAUUUGGUUGAUACCCAAGGCCUGGACUUUAAUACGGCUGGGCUGGGAUUAAAGCAUAAGAAAGAUGAUGAUAAUGCGUCUGAGCUGGAGCACGAGUAUGCGGAUGAUGCAAUGCUUGAGUUGCAAAACAUAGCUCGUGGUGGUGUUAGCGGUGGUGGUGGUGCUGGUGCUGGUGCUGGUGUUGGAGCCAAAAGGUCGAUGGCCGUGCCAACAGUUAUCAUCGAUGCCACUACAUCCACAGCGAGCAACAGCAGCAGCAGCAACAACAGUAACAGCGCCGCCGCCGCCAAGGAUGAGGAUAAUGCUAAUUCGGUUGUUGCUCCAACGUCUCACGCUCACGCUCAAUCCGCCGCCACAGCCGCCUCCAACAACAACAAUAGUUUCAUUAACGAUUCUUCUCAAUCUGAAGGAAUGCUGGAAGAGGGACGCGUUGUGACAGUACGUGAUCUGCUCAAGGGUCUCUAUGAGAAGGCCUGCCAGCAGAAGCUUUGGGGUCUGGUGCGCCACACUGCCGGCAUGCUGGGCAAACGUGUUGAGGACUUGGGUAAGGCAGUGACCGAUCUGCUGGUGCGUCAAAAACAGGUAACCGUGGGCAUGCCGCCGAACAAUGAGCAUACUAUAACGGCACCCUUGCCCGAGGUAGAGCUGCGCCAGCUGAUACACGAUGCUUACGGCGAUGACGAGAGUACGGCCAUGUUGACGCAGGAGCUUAUGGUAUAUCUGGCCAUGUUCAUACGCACCGAACCGCAGCUGUUCCAUGAAAUGUUGCGCCUGCGCGUUGGCCUUAUCAUUCAGGUAAUGGCCAAGGAGCUGUCGCGCACGCUGAACUGCGGCGGUGAAGCCGCCUCGGAGCAUCUACUUAAUCUGUCGCCAUUUGAGAUGAAGAAUCUGCUUUAUCACAUACUAAGCGGCAAGGAGUUUGCCGUCAGCAGCGUGGCACGCGGUAAUCUAUCCAUUGUCAGCUGCAAAUCGAGUCGCGUUAGCAAGAAGAGCCAAAUUGGUUUGGGUGAUCCGGAGGGCGAGGAUGCACUUAUAGCCACCAUAGAUGAUCGCCAGGGUCAAUGGUUGCGUCGUCGUCGUCUCGAUGGUGCUCUAAAUCGUGUGCCACGUGAUUUCUAUUCACGUGUUUGGACCGUGCUGGAAAGAUGUCAGGGCCUGGCCAUUGAGGGUCGUGUGCUGCAGCAGAGUCUGACGCAGGAGAUGACGCCAGGCGAACUGAAGUUUGCCUUGGAAGUGGAAACGGCAUUGAAUCAAAUACCACAGCCUGAAUAUAGGCAGCUGGUAGUGGAGGCACUCAUGGUACUCACCUUGGUUACCGAGCAUAAUAUGGUGCCCAGUCUGGGUGAUAUCAUUUAUGUAGAACAUCUGGUGCACAAGGCAAAUCAACUGUUCUUGGAGGAUCAGCGCAAAGUGCAAGGCGAUGCCACGCUCUGCUGUGCCAAGCUUAAGGAUGGCAAGGAGCAACAGCAGGCCGCCUCGGGCAUGCUGCUCUGUGGUGGUGCCGCCUACAUCUGUCAGCAUCUCUAUGAUAGUGCGCCCAGCGGCAGCUAUGGCACCAUGACCUACAUGUCUCGCGCUGUGGCCCUUGUGCUUGACUGUGUGCCCAAGCAUGGUGAAAUGGAAUGCGCCAUCUCCUAACCACUGAUAACAGCAGCAGCAGUAGCAGCAAGGCGUUCAAGGCACAAUGCUCACUUAAGCACACUUAAUGUUAAUCACGUUAUAACUCUCUUACUAAAUCUCUCAUACUAUGCUGACACUAGUAGCUGUCUGGCCGCGUAUUUAACCCAACGAUAAGUUAAGUCUGAGCUCUCCGCUCAGCAACGAUGUAUAUCUAUAUACAUACAUACAAUAUUUAUGUAUUCUGUAGGUCUUUAUCGCAUACUUGACACUUUUGCUUAAGUAUGUAUGUUUUGUUUUGAUAUUCUCUAGAGCGGCUAAAGGGAUUAUAAACCCCCACUAACUAAACCACACAAAGCAAUAAUAUGUAUUAUUCCGUAAAUAAAGCGCAGCAUAUGCAUGCAUGUUCCCAUAUUUAUUUGGGAUUUAAAUAGCAACUAGUAGUUCCUUGCUCCAAUAAACUGCAACUUUAAUACCA